AUGGAACGGUUGACGUUUCCACAGCUUGCAGAACAGGGCUGGUCUGCAGCUUCGCAAUUUGUUCCAACCAGUGCGAUCGUCAAGGCACAGGAAGCAGUACAACAGUGUCUUGCACAAAGGAGGUUCCGAUACCCACCUGCUGAAGUCCUGGAUGGGCUACUGGGAGCAGUUGGGUCGUCGCAGAUUGCCGAGUUCCAGGCAGCAGAGGAGCCAGCCGGUUUCGAUCAAGCAGAUGGUGUCCUGACACAGGCUGCUGGUCGGGUGCCUCGAGCCGGAUCACUUCAGGGUCGAACGCGCGCUGUCCUUCACCAGGCUGGCGUCCCUAUGCCGCUUGCCGCGCCUGAGCUCUCAGAGGCCGAGUGCUGCCGCUGGCUGGGCAUCUUUUCCCGGAGGAGAUAUACCAUCGUCCUCUUCCUCGGACCAGACCGUGCGCAGCUGUGUCUGGAGCAGGUUGAAGCUUCUGAAAGCGGGGAUGAAGAGGAAGUGGAGGAGAUAGAGAUGUCUCUGCCGCUGGCCUUGGCCUCUUCAUCGGCCCCCUCGUGGUGCAUGUCCUCGCGGUGGCGACGCGUGGUUGUCACCCUCUUUGCCGUCUUCUGCAGCGCUGAAGGUGGGCCUUUGGAAGAGCAGAACGAGCAGCAGUGCCUGCAUCUGGACGGUUACCCGGGGCGCUGCCCAAUCUACAUCAUGAAAGGCGCUUGCUAUAGUGAUCAAGAGGGCGUGGCCUGGGCCUGCAUGACUGAAACCUGCCUGCAGAUGGGUCGGACUUUUAGGUGCUCCAGACCCGAGCCUGGACCAUCGCUGCCCUGCUUGGUUGCGCCGGUGAAUGGCUCGCGGGAUCUCACGCCGGGUGAUCGUUGGAGACGCAUGCAGACGUUCGAGAAUGCAGUUGUCCACCGCUCGGAGGAGGAGGACAUUCCACCUCUUUCGCUUUCGGGCGUUUGGCGCUCGGUGGCCGUGCAGCUGGAGGUCUACAAGGAGCGUCCCGCACCCAGCUGCGCUUUCUCUCUGGUGCUGCUGACCUGGGUUGCAGCGCUCUACAGGAUCCUGCGGACGGAUUUUCCUCCGCCGGGCCCGGCAGGGCUUUGCAUGGACCCCGCCGCCGUGCGCUUCGCCCAGGGCUUCGAGGCAAAGCGUUGGCUGCUACAUGCCUUGUGGCCACUGGAGCCAGGCUACCUGCGCGGUUUCCUGAGCUCUUCGCUUCUAUUGGUGUUGGGCUACUCCCUGGAGUACGAGCUGGGCAGCGCGCACUUCUGCGGCCUCCUACUGGGACUCCAGAUUGGAGCUGCCUUCUUGUUGCUGCACUUUCGCUUCUCAAUGUGUGUGAUUUCCUUGGAGCCAGCGAUGGCUGGCUUGGCAGUCAUCGCGCACCGUGUGAACCCCAAGGUGCACAGCGACGGACUGGGUGCAGCAUUGAAGCUACCCUUCGAGGUUGAACCUCGAUGGCACAUCUGGGUUCUCCUGGGGCUUCUGCUGAUGCAGGCUGGUGACUUCCCGAAUGCCUUGGUGGUGCAUGCAGCAGGCCUCCUCCUUGGCGCGGUGGUUGUGAUGAGGGAGCCCGAGGUCUGGGGAGAUGCCUGGCGCGCUCUGGUGGGCCGAUCGUUCACCUGCGGGGCAGUGGCUCACAUUGUGCUCUUCGUCUUCACAAUCGUCUUCAUGCCGCUGACUGUGCCCGAGGCUCCGGCGGACAUGCUCGCGCUCUUUCAGGCAGCACUGGCAGAUGGCCGUCUGUUUAAGCUGUCCUGGUGGAGGGACUCGAUCCCAUCAUCCCUGCCAUUGCUACAUAUGGCCAUCUCUGGCCAGCUGGGCGGAGAGGCACUGUAUAUUUGCCGAUUCCUGUUGAGCAUUGCGCUGCCCCUGCUUCUCUCUUCGAUGCGCAUGUGGGCCGUGGCCCAAGAGGGUUUGUGCUUCGCAUCUGGAUCGUUCGAAUGA
Molecule: messenger RNA, 1929 nt
Organism: Symbiodinium sp. CCMP2456
Lineage: Eukaryota; Dinophyceae; Suessiales; Symbiodiniaceae
Source: the annotation of a GenBank genome assembly